This is a messenger RNA of Exophiala spinifera, 1050 nucleotides long. RefSeq lists its product as uncharacterized. Gene Ontology annotation, molecular function: flavin adenine dinucleotide binding; electron transfer activity. The record is from RefSeq and is a predicted model, not a curated record. NCBI's taxonomy places the organism in Eukaryota, Fungi, Ascomycota, Eurotiomycetes, Chaetothyriales, Herpotrichiellaceae. Bases 1 to 1050 code for a protein of 349 amino acids. Gene Ontology annotation, cellular component: mitochondrion. The transcript has 2 exons.
AUGUUGUCGGCAACCAGGCAUUCUGCUCUACGCUCAUUGCGUGCCCAGGCAUGCUCAAGAUCAUUCUUGUCUGAGUCGCAACCGUCCCUUCGCGCACGACUCCUCUCUACCCUCGCUAUCCUGGAGCAGAAGGAUGGCAAACUCAACAGUGGCUCAUUAGGGGCUGUCACGGCUGGCCAGAAACUUGGCGGGCCCGUACAUGGCUUCGUUGCAGCCAAGGCAGGGAAGUCGAUCGCGCAAGAAGCAGCCAAAAUCCAAGGACUGGAAAAAGUGGUUGCCGUUGAGAACGAGGCAUAUGAACGAGGACUGGCGGAGAACUGGGCACCUCUUUUAGUAGAAAACAUCAAAAAGGGCGGAUACACACACGUUGUCGCGUCACAAUCGGCAUUUGGAAAGAGCCUGUUGCCUCGAGUGGCUGCGCUACUGGAUGUCCAACAGCUAUCAGACGUUAUGUCCAUUGAGAGCGAAGACACAUUCGUUCGACCCAUCUACGCAGGCAAUGCAAUUCUGACAGUACAGAGCAGCGACCCAGUAAAGCUGCUGACGGUUCGACAGACAUCUUUCCCACCGGCCGAGACCGAGGGUGGUUCAGCAUCGGUGGAAGAGGGUGUUGACCCCGAAGUUGAGUCUCCCACUGAAUGGGUGUCGGAAGAAUUGGCCAAGUCCGAUCGACCUGAACUCGCCUCUGCUUCAAGAGUUGUCUCUGGUGGGCGAGGCCUGAAGUCCAAGGAGGAGUUUGACCGAUUAAUCCCACCUUUGGCUGACGCUCUCGGUGCGGCUAUUGGUGCAUCACGAGCAGCCGUCGACAGCGGCUUCGCCGACAAUAGUCUGCAGGUUGGACAGACUGGCAAGAACGUUGCACCACAGUUGUAUCUGUGCGCUGGUAUUUCUGGAGCCAUUCAACAUCUUGCCGGUAUGAAGGACAGCAAAGUCAUUGCUUGUAUCAACAAGGACCCGGACGCACCUAUUUUCCAAGUGGCCGAUGUUGGCUUGGUGGGAGACCUGUUCGAGAAGGUCCCAGAAUUGACCGAAAAGCUCAAGUCGUCAUGA